GAGGAAAAGAUCUUCGCGCGUCUCCAUCUCCUCACCUGGAGCCAGAGCCAGAGGCCGAGGCGACGCCGAGCUUAGCCUGAGCUGAGCUCCCUUGCGUGCUCGGCCGGCGCACCACGCAGCAGUCAGCACGUGGUCGUCCUAGCUAGGCCGGCGAGCGAGCGAGCGAGCAAGAAUAUCUGGGCAGGCGCGGUGCGCGCCGACGAGCGAGACGGGAGGCGAUGAUGCUGCACCUGCUGCCGCUCUCCCUCUCCCUCCGGGGCCCCGGCUCGCCGCCGGCCCCGCGCUCGCGCCGGUUCCUCGACCCCGGCGGCGGCGGUGGCUGCGGAUGCGGAUGCGGCGGCCUGCCGUACCGGGGAGUUGGGGGUGGGCUAUGCGUCGUUAGGAUGCUCCGGAGGCGGGCGCUCCGAGGGACCGACGUCCGGUCGGACACCUCGCCGCGGAAGGGCCCGGGAGAUGCGCGACACGGCGGAGGGGCGGGGCACGGGGGGUACGGCGACGACGGCGAGGCCGGGGCGCUUCUGGCGUCGGUGAGGAGGCUGCUGCUCUCCGGGUCGGCGCAGGCAGCAGACGCCGCGGCGGCGGCGGAGGAGGAAGAGGAGCAGGGACAGUUCCCCAAGCGCUGGGCCAUCGUCUUCCUCUGCUUCUCCGCAUUCCUCCUCUGCAACAUGGACCGCGUAAACAUGAGCAUUGCUAUUUUGCCCAUGUCCGCAGAAUUCGGCUGGAACCCGCAGACUGUUGGUCUCAUUCAGUCCUCUUUCUUCUGGGGCUACCUGCUAACUCAGAUAGCAGGAGGAAUAUGGGCAGAUACAGUUGGAGGGAAGACUGUUCUUGGGUUCGGUGUUGUUUGGUGGUCAAUAGCCACAGCUCUUACUCCGGUUGCGGCGAAGUUGGGGUUGCCGUUCCUCCUUGUGACGCGCGCUUUCAUGGGAAUUGGUGAGGGAGUUGCCAUGCCGGCAAUGAAUAAUAUCCUUUCGAAAUGGGUUCCUGUAUCAGAGAGAAGCAGAUCAUUGGCUCUUGUAUAUAGUGGAAUGUACCUUGGAUCAGUGACAGGACUAGCGUUUUCCCCACUGCUGAUACAUAACCUUGGUUGGCCAUCGGUCUUCUACUCCUUUGGGUCUCUGGGGGUAGUCUGGUUUACAACAUGGGCAAGAAAGGCGUAUAGUAGUCCACUUGAGGAUCCUGGAAUUAGUGCUAAAGAGAAGAAGCUUAUAACCAGUCAAAGCACAGGAGGAGAGCCUGUUAAAGAAAUUCCAUGGGGACUAAUAUUAUCAAAACCGCCUGUUUGGGCGCUUAUAGUAUCUCAUUUUUGCCAUAACUGGGGAACUUUCAUCUUGCUCACAUGGAUGCCUACAUACUACAACCAGGUUCUCAAAUUCAACCUCACGGAAUCCGGCCUUUUCUGUGUUCUCCCUUGGCUAACUAUGGCAGUUUCUGCAAAUUUUGGUGGUUGGAUAGCAGAUACUCUUGUCAGUAGAGGAUUAUCAGUGACAACAGUUCGUAAGGUCAUGCAAUCAAUUGGAUUCUUAGGGCCAGCAUUUUUUCUGACACAACUGAGCCAUAUCGACUCACCUGCAAUGGCAGUGUUGUGCAUGGCAUGUAGCCAGGGAACUGAUGCAUUCUCGCAGUCUGGUCUAUACUCGAACCACCAAGAUAUCGGUCCUCGAUAUGCUGGUGUGCUACUUGGUCUUUCUAACACAGCUGGGGUUUUAGCUGGUGUAUUUGGCACAGCAGCAACAGGAUACAUCUUGCAGCACGGUUCUUGGGAUGAUGUCUUCAAAGUAUCCGUUGUGCUUUAUCUGGUUGGAACUUUGGUCUGGAACCUAUUCUCCACCGGCGAAAAAAUUAUUGAUUGAUGUCUGUAUAUAGUCUCUGCCUUACAGUUCCAGAUGGAAAGUACAUAACAGUUCUGUAGCUGGUGUCUGGUCAGAUGAAAAUUGCAUCUCGAUCAACAGCCGCAUUCCAUGUGAAGCUCAACUCCUUGCAGAAAAAAAACUGCAGACUGCAAAUUUUAGCACGCAGCAUUGGACAGGCAGUUAUUGGCUUUAGCCACAAAUGUUCCAAUUUCGCAUGAUUCAGGAUCUUCGCACAAUUUUGAUGAGUCGAGCAAUUACCAGCAGCCAGUUUUAUAGGACUCUUUUAAGUAUAGGUAUUCUGUACAGCUUAGCAGAAGAAUUCAACAUCCAUCAUACACCUAUAGUAAUUUUUACUUGUUACACAAUUUUCUUGAACAGCUUUUUUUUCUCUGUAAAGUGUAGUUAACAAGUUUAGAAACUCGGGAAUCUCCUCUGAUUCUUGUGAAUCUAACUGUUUGAUAUAUGGCCCUUAGCAUUCGAUGAGCAUGGUUCCAUCAACAAUUUGUAUGAUAUGUAUUCCCAAGUAUAAUUGUCCAUACUUGUAU
Oryza brachyantha (malo sina) is the source of this 2398-nucleotide messenger RNA. RefSeq names its product probable anion transporter 1, chloroplastic. The record is from RefSeq and is a predicted model, not a curated record. Bases 219 to 1853 code for a protein of 544 amino acids. Gene Ontology annotation, biological process: transmembrane transport. Gene Ontology annotation, molecular function: transmembrane transporter activity. The transcript has 10 exons. NCBI's taxonomy places the organism in Eukaryota, Viridiplantae, Streptophyta, Magnoliopsida, Poales, Poaceae.